UCAGUGUCCAUCAAUGCCACCUGUCACUGCCUUUCAGUGUCAACUAUCAGUGCCAGUCUGUGCCACCUAUCAAUGCCAGUCAGUGCCACCUAUGAGUGCUGCUAAUCUGUGCCACCUAUCAGUGCCAGUCAGUGCCGCCUAUCAGUGCCAGUCAGUGCUGCCUAUCUGUGCCAUAUAUGAGUACUGCCUUUCAGUGCCCAUCAGUGAUGUCUGUCAAUGCCCACCAGUGAUACCUGUCAAUGCCCAUCAGUGCCACUUACAAGUGCCUCCUCAUCAGUGCCCAUCAGUG
Staurois parvus is the source of this 289-nucleotide messenger RNA. NCBI's taxonomy places the organism in Eukaryota, Metazoa, Chordata, Amphibia, Anura, Ranidae. The record is from the annotation of a GenBank genome assembly.